Molecule: messenger RNA, 1958 nt
Organism: Gymnodraco acuticeps
Lineage: Eukaryota; Metazoa; Chordata; Actinopteri; Perciformes; Bathydraconidae
Product: butyrophilin subfamily 2 member A1-like
Exons: 13
Coding region: 2-1651 (549 amino acids)
Source: RefSeq, a predicted model, not a curated record
CAUGAUGAUGUUAAACACAGACGGAAAGCCCCUUAAAACUCAUCUGGGAACUCUCAGUGUUUUGGUUUUCCUUCUUCUCCUAACGAACUACUGUAGAGGUCAGUCUCAGCUGAUUGGCUCAUCUCAGCCAAUAGUAGCAAACCUUGGUGAUGACAUCAUUUUGCCGUGUUAUCUGGAGCCGGCAGUAAAUGCUGCUGGUUUGACGUUGGAGUGGACGAGGCCCGACAUGGACCCCAGAUUCGUCCAUGUGAUGCGUUCUGGUCGCGAAAUGGUGGAUAAAAAACACCAAUUAUUCAAGGGAAGAACCUCAAUGUUCACCGAUGAGCUGAAGAACGGAAACAUUUCCAUGAAACUCUCCAAUGUUAAUUUCUCAGAUCGGGGGAAAUACAGAUGUUUCAUUCCAGAACUGGGCAGGCAAGCUUUUGUUCAACUUGUUUUUGCAUCCGGCUCUUCCUCUCCGCCUGUCGUCAGUUUAUCAGGGCUGGACGGUCAGAGCGGAGGAGUGGUGCUGCAGUGUGAGUCUGCAGGCUGGUAUCCGGAGCCUGAGGUGUUGUGGCUGGACGCUGAGGGAAAGCUCCUCUCUGCUGGACCUCCAGAGACAGUCAGAGGUCCUUAUGAACUCUAUACUGUCAGCAGCAGAGUGACUGUGGAGAAGAGACCCAGCAACAGCUUCACCUGCAGAGUCCAGCACCACAACACCACCCGCACCACACAGACGCAAAUCCAUUUUCCAGAUGAUUUCUUUAAGCUCCAGUCCAGGUCUUCUUCCAUCAUUAUUGGUCUGGCCGUCAGUUUGGCUGUUUGCAUUCUGUUACUGGCUGUUUCUUUCUUCUUUCUGUGGAGAGAACACAUAUUCAAGACGAAGAGAAAGCGUUCGGAUGAAGAUCAGUUUCUCAAUGAAGGAGAAAGAGUACAGCUGAUGAAACCUGACGCUGUGCAGAUGGAGGCUUUGAAGGGAAACGUCGGAAAGAAGAGCAAAAAGAAAAAUCAAUCUGAGCAGCAGCUGCUUGAGGAGCAGAGGAGGAGGAAGGAUGCUGAGAAGGAAGUCCAGACUCUGGAAGAGCAGCUGCAGAACAAGAAGAAAGAGGUUGAAUCUAAACAGUCUGAGCUGCAGGAUCUCCAUGCAGAGAAACAGAGGAGCGAGAAGGAGCUGCAGAGCCUGAAGGGAGAUCUGUGGAACAAGAACAGAGAGCUGGGGAGAAUUCAGAGGAGCCUAAACAGCGUUUCCAGAUAUGAUCAGACUUCGGAAAGAGAAGAAGAACAGAAGAAGAAGGCUGAAGCUGAACAGGAAGUGGACACACUGGAGAAGGAGCUGGAGAGCAGACAGAAGGAAACAGACACCAACAUCACAGAGUUAUCCUCUCAGUGUGAAGUGAAGGAAGCUGAAGUCCAGCAGCUGCAGGAGGAGGUUCAGAGGAUGGAGACCAGCCUGCAGACCCUGAUGGAGUCCAUCAACACGGAGCUGGAAAGAAGCCGAGCUGCUGAAGCCAGUUCUUCCUCCUCUUCACGGUUUAAACAGAAGAGAUCUUCCAGAAAUGAGUCUCAGGAGGAUCAGAAGAGGAGGGAGGAAGCUGAGACAGAAGUUUCCAUCCUGAAGGAGAAGCUGCAGAAUGAGUCCAGAGAGAUCCCGCCUUCCUCCAGGCCCUUGUAAUCAGCUCACUUCCCUCACCUGGUCUCCCCAGCCCUUCCCCUCACCUGUUACUCGUUCCCUCAUCACUCCACAGUAUUUAUACCACCUCACUAUCACUUGUCCUUUGCCAGAUUGUCUUGUCGUUUUCGCCAAGCUCUCCAGUGAGUGUUGUGCUCUAGCCUAGAUGUUUGUCCUGCCCGGUUUUUGAUCCCUGCCUGCCUGUUUACGGAUCUCGAUUUCCUGCCUGCUCCCUGUCUGGUUUUGGUUGCCUGUCUGACGGAUUUCCUGGUUUUGACCCUGCCUGUCCCUGACCUGAAUAAACUGAACA